CGCGAUUUGGCGAUGCACGCGACUUCUAAUCCCUGGCUGCCACUUCGACCAACUCAACCACUUCAACCACAACUGCCCGACGACCUCCUCGACGACCUCCUCGAGGACCUCCCCGAUAAGCUCUUCGACGGCCACGCAUCCUUUGUCUACAAUCAAGUCGCCAAGGUACGACACUGCCACUAAUCUUCCACCUCAAACCACCACUCCGGCGCUCCAUUCGCCUCACCCCCAAUUUUGGUACUCAUUGCCUCAAUUAUGACAUACUGCUAGAAUUCUCGCCAGAUCAACACCCAUGGGGUCCUUAGCUGUGCUUGCCAUGGUGGAUCAGGUCAAUCCUACGGCGAGCCAUAGUGAGGGGCACCACUUACACCCAUUGUUCCAAGCCAGAAGACGAGCAUCCCAGACACCUCCGACAAAAGACAGAGCCGAAUCAGCGCAGACUUCGAUAUGUUCAUUCGAUGGAGCCCAGGAUGAAGAGACACAUGGGAAGCGGGAUGGUCCCCAGAGGAAGCGGCAGAAGUUGGAGCCUCGAGUGCUAGAAGAUGAGGAGAGGCAACAGCUGAAGAAAUGCAACAAGGCUUCACUGGGAGGCACUAUCAUGGACCAUUUCACACGGCUAGACCGAGGCCAUGCUUCCAGCCCCAGCACCAACGACGAGAACAAACAACAGGAUGAUGAGGAUGAAGAGGGAAAGGGGUUGGAUCGGCCUGAGAGAUUGGAACCAGAGACUACACACGGCAACCGAGUUACACCUGCACCAUACCAAACUCUGGCAUCCACACUGAAUCCAGAUCCCCCCAUGCCCAAGAAGGUUAUUCGGCUCAAUCUGAAGACUGGCACACUUGGAUCGCCACCGAAACCCAAGCCAACCCCGGCUAGAGUUGAACAUGAGACUGAAGCGACGAAGAAGGUGUCACUAAAUGGCCGGGGAAAAAAGACUCGGUCAAGGAUUGUUAGGAUCAGGUACGACACCGAUGCCGAGUCUCGGAUGCGCAUCGGGGCUAAAGUUAAUGCCAUCCUGCAUGGUCCACACGCCUUGUCCACCGGCUCGCCGAAUACGACAAACUCGCAACCUUCCGAUAUGUCAGCAGAAGACAAGAAGCCGGUCGACCAGGAGCUGCCCAAGACAACACACCCCUUUUUUCUUGGCCAAUCCAAACCUCCAAAGUCCACUUCCGGACCGGUGGAUGUCAAGCCUGAACCGACAGACCCAUCUUCGGCGAAAAUAUCCAGCUCGACUCCCUGCUCCCCCAACAAAGUUCGCCCUAUCAGCCACAAUACCAGGCUGCCCCAGUUUGGCGUGAAGAGUAUUGGCCUGAAAGUUCCAGGCUCAAAGCUGCCAGCAUGGCCUUGGAAAGACAUGGUUCAUAUUCGAGGAGACGACUCGCUGGUCAGUUGUCAGUCUGACGAGCCAACCGUCACCUUCGCUUCUCGCAAGUCAAAAGGACGCGCCGUGGAGAUAUCAACACGAGAAUCAGUGAUGGAGUACAUCACUAAGAGAAUAGACAUCCCGGCCCUCACAGAUGCCGUCAGGAAUGCAAACACGGACGACUUCCUGCCACCACCUCCUGAGAUACGGUUGCCGCAGAAGCACUUUGAAAGUGGAAGCAAACUUCAGCACCGCAUUCUCCCUCAACUCCGUUGCUCAAAGCAGAAGAAAGCUGCCGGUAAGAAGGACGCAGCAGGGAAAGCCAAUAUGCUGGAGCACCCUCCUCAGCUCAUUCGCCUGUUCAACUCGAUACAAUCCGAAUUGCCCGCGGUCGACAGGUCCGAGUGUGAGACACUCAGUUGGACGCAAAAGUAUGCCCCAGGAUGUGCGGCCGAGAUUCUCCAGCCUGGACGAGAGGCCUUCUUCCUUAAGCAAUGGCUGCAGGCUUUAAUGGUUCAAUCUGUCGACACAGGGUCUGGAGAUGGUGAGAAGAGCAAGGGUAGUCUGUCGAAAUCGAAGCCUUCAGGCCCCGCUAAGAAGAGGAGGAAGAAGAAGCUUGAUGACUUUAUUGUGUCGAGCGAUGAGGAGGCCGACCAGAUGGACGAAGUGUCCGAGACGGAGACCGAUUGGGUUGCUAGCGGCACCUACGGAAUCGUGAAGAAGACAGUCAUUCGCGCCGGCGACUUGAGGGCAAAGGGAUCCAAGGAUUCUUCCCGCCUGACCAACACUGUCGUCAUCAGUGGCCCUCAUGGUUGCGGUAAGACGGCAGCAGUGUACGCCGUUGCAAAAGAGCUUGGGUUUGAGGUGUUCGAGAUCAACUCCACCAGCCGAAGGAGUGGCAAGGACGUCCUUGAGAGGAUUGGUGACAUGACUAGAAAUCAUCUCGUCUCCCACCAACAGCGAAGCAAUCCAGAGGCUGGGGAAGAGACGGAGGAGGAUCCUGUCGAUGAGGGAGCUGCCGAGGACAUCAAGUCUGGGAAGCAGUCGACCAUGAUCUCCUUCUUCAAGCCAAAGGCUACUGUGGACAGCUCAAAGAAGACCACCAACCCGCCGUCUGGAGGUCCACCGCGAAAGGAGGCCAAGAAAGAGUUGCCCAAGGGUCAAAAACAAUCCCUUAUUCUGCUCGAGGAAGCCGACAUUCUCUUUGAAGAGGACAAGCAGUUCUGGACUUCUGUCAUUGGACUGAUUGCCCAAUCGAAAAGGCCUUUCAUUGUGACCUGCAACGACGAGACACUCUUGCCAUUGCAGACCCUCAACCUCCAUGGAAUCUUCAGACUCAGCCACCCGCCCACAGAUCUUGCGGUGGAUCGCCUCAUCCUCAUUGCCGCGAAUGAGGGACACUCUUUGCGGCGAGACGCCGUGGAGGCACUCUUCGAGUCUCGCAAUCGGGAUCUCCGGGCCGCCACCAUGGACCUGAAUUACUGGUGCCAGAUUGGCGUGGGAGAUCGUCGAGGCGGGUUUGAAUGGUUCUAUCUCCGGUGGCCAAAGGGUAUCGAUCUUGACGAGAACGACGAGGUCGUCCGGGUUGUCAGCGAGGACACUUACCAGCCAGGCAUGAACUGGCUGGUGCGAGACCACGUCAUGGACAACCUUGUCCACCCCGGCAUGGCCGAGGAGGAGCUUCUGCAGCAAGUUUGGAACUCGUGGAAUGUUGAUGUUGGCUACUGGCAGAGCUCCACUGGAUUGGCGCCUUGGGCCGAGAACCUGAGUACAGUGACAUCGGAGGCCAGUGGUCGUUUGGCAGCCCUCGAGGUCUUUGAUCAGUUUGCUGAGGUCAUGAGUGCGUCGGAUAUCUGUUCCUGCAAGGCGUUUGCAAGGUUUCAAGAGGCGCCAAUCGAUGCUACCCCCCCGGCCGUUUCGGGCAAGGCCCACGAUGACUACAUACUGGGACUCCCGCUCCUCGAUACACCAUCGGUAGUCCACUACGACUCGCUCCUUACAGUUCUGCCAUGCACGAUGAGAUCCAUGGCCAGAGCAGCCCUGCAAUCGGGCACGAGUGUAGUUACGCAGCAGCCAGCUCCCGAGCUGGAUCCUCUCACAGAGGACCAACUCCUGAACACCAUCCGGCAACAUUUCAUAACGCCAUCGACGACGAUCGGCAGUCCCACCAUUUCUCGCAUGGAUAUUGCCGUGGCUUUCGACCCGAUUGCUGCAUCCGACUCGCCUCCGUCCUCGGCGGCUCUUUCUUACCUUGACCCUUCGAUAUUCGAUCGGACCAUGAAGCUAAUCACCCUAGACGUUGCUCCAUACGUGCGUGGCAUUGUUGCGUACGACACUCAUCUCCAGAAGCAGCGCUUGAAGCUCAGCAACCUCGUGAGCGAAGGAGGGCGGAGCGGGAAAAGGAUGCGCACCACACGGGCUGCGUAUUCGGCGCUCGAAGGCGGUUCUAGGAGCACCACCAGGGGGGAGAGGUGGUUCAAGGCAGACUUGAACCCACAUUUGGUGUUGAGGACCGGGGGCGAUGGUUGGGACAAGCUUGCUGCCGACAACACAACUGCGCAGCUUGAAGAGUCCCCCUCUCCCAAAGCCAGCAAGGCGGCACGUGGGGCACGGAAGCUGAAGCGAAAGAUGCUCCGGGAUGAGAGUGACGAUGAGCUAGCGUGAUCUCAACCUGGCAAGGGAUUAGCGGUCGACGAGACUCGGGAUCUAACAGCCUGGCUGGCUUCCUUCAGGGCAGUUCGAAGACGGCACUC
Phialemonium atrogriseum is the source of this 4122-nucleotide messenger RNA. Its product is annotated as P-loop containing nucleoside triphosphate hydrolase protein. Bases 293 to 4033 code for a protein of 1246 amino acids. The record is from RefSeq and is a predicted model, not a curated record. Lineage: Eukaryota; Fungi; Ascomycota; Sordariomycetes; Cephalothecales; Cephalothecaceae. Gene Ontology annotation, molecular function: DNA binding; ATP hydrolysis activity; ATP binding. The transcript has 3 exons. Gene Ontology annotation, cellular component: nucleus.